CAGUCAACAGAUAUCCUGUUGCCACCAGCAGCUGUUCAGCCGGAGACACAGGAAGACCUGAACGGACUGAGACUGCUGAGAACAAAAUGGGGAGCUCCUGAAAUGUUUCCACCUCAAGACAAACUUUGUAUGAAGCUAAAACUAUAAAAUUAAUUAAGUCAAAAGAAAUGAAAAAACUUGACCUGAGAGAGGUAAUGUCUCCGCUGCAGCUGUCCGUCUACUGGCGUCUGUCCCUCGUCUUCGUCUUCACCUCUUUCCUCUUCUUUCUCGACAUUUUCACGGACGCCAUCGUCGCGGCCUCUUGUCGCCACGGCAACGGCACCGGCGCGGCGGGCAACCAAUCACGGCCCGGGGAAGUUUCGGAGCGCGAAGCCGAUUGGAGGACGGAGGGCGGGAACCGAGAUAAACACUAUUAAUCCAGCUUAGGAGUACUGCCAAGGGACCAGCUGUCUGCUGUGUGACCGGUCAGUGUGUGGUUGGACAGACUGGUUGUCCUACGGUCAGACUCUCUACAUGGUCGGCCUGCUGCUGGGGUCUCUGUUCGGAGGAGCGAUAUCCGACCGGUACGGGAAGCGUCCGGUGCUGCUGGUGUUUGUGUUCGUGCACGCCGUGUGUGGCCUCGUGCCCGCCAUCCAUCCUCAGGCGCUUCUCUUCCUCGCUGUUCGCUGCCUGACGGGCGUCUGCUGCUGCUGCAUCAACAUCUGCUCCUUCAGCCUGGCGGUGGAGUGGACCCCCCCCGCCGCUCGGCUCUGGCCGCCGGCCUUCCUGCCGUUCUGCUUCAGCCUGGGGACGAUGGGUGGAGCUCCGCUGGCCUGGCUCAGCCCCACCUGGAGACACCUGCACCUGUCGCUGGCUCUGCCUCAGCUCGUCUGUCUGCCGCUCUACCUCUCGAUCCCUGAGUCUCCUCGCUGGCUGCUGUUAAAAAGGAGGACGGAUGUUCUGGACCGUUACCGUAGCAACAGCCCGGCGGAUAAACAGUGUCUGGACCUGCUGUUGGACUCGGACUGGUCUGACUUGCAGAAAGCCACCGAGGCUCAGAAGGAGCAGCCUCCUGAAGGCCACGCCCCCAGUGACAUCAUCCACCUGAGACACCCGACCGUCCUGCUGCGGCUGUUUAUCAUGAGCUACCUGAGUGCAGCGUCAGCGCUGACGUACUUCGGCAUCUGUAUGAACAUCGGCUCGUUUGGCGUUGGCGUCUACUCUGCCCAGUUCUUCUCCGGCCUAUCAGAGGCUCCCUGCCUGCUCGUCCCAUUGGCUCGCCUGGGACGCCGGCCAAUCAGCAUGCUCGCUCUGUUCCUGAGCGGAGCGGCCUGCUUCCUGUCGUUACUGCUGUCCAGAUACAACGGUGAGCCUGUGUUGGUGAUGAGUCUGGCUCUGCUGGGGAAACUCUGCAUCCUGGCUGCCAUCUUCAUCUCCAUACUGUACAGCAUUGAGCUGUUCCCCACUGUGGUCAGACAGCGGUGUGUGUCCCUGGUCAACUUGUGUUUCCGGCUCGGUUCUCUGGUCAACUCCCUCGUCCCCCACAACCCAAAUGGAGCGAUCUCAUUGGCUGCCAUGGUUGUGUACAGCAGUGGACCAAUCAUAGGCUGCGGUCUGUGCCUGCUGCUGCCGGAGACCAGCGGCGUCCCACUUCCUGAUUCGGUGGAGGACUGUGACAGGCAGCCUCGGCCCCGCCCACCCAGCAUGGGCGCCCUCUGGAGGACACGGAAGCUGGUGAGCGGUCAAACCACGAACGCAGAGAUCCUCCCUGCAGAGAAAGACGACACACACACAGGACUGAUAUGAACACACACACACACACACAGUCUGAGGCUUAGUUUGUUUUAACUGUAACGAGCAGCUUUAAUUUUUGUGUUUAGUUCUGAUUUUAAAUUAAAGACCAAAAAGCUGAGGGAGCACAGAGCGAUCAGCGAGUUCAGAUUAGAGAAGACGAAGGUGAGCGAACAUGUUGCAGGAGGUGUGUUUUAUUCCCAUGUUGUUGUUGUCACUUUGUUUUCAUCGCUGUGAAAAUAAACCGAACUGAAACGGC
Molecule: messenger RNA, 2029 nt
Organism: Siniperca chuatsi (mandarin fish)
Lineage: Eukaryota; Metazoa; Chordata; Actinopteri; Centrarchiformes; Sinipercidae
Product: solute carrier family 22 member 13
Exons: 11
Coding region: 514-1785 (423 amino acids)
Biological process (GO): transmembrane transport
Molecular function (GO): transmembrane transporter activity
Source: RefSeq, a predicted model, not a curated record